CCACGACCAACACUACCAACUCCACGUAUACGCCAAACUACAUCACUACCAACACAUUCACCAUUAUCAUCAGCAUCAUUUGCCACCACCAUCACCAUCCUUAUCGUCAUCACCACAUCGACAACAUCCGCGACUCAGCAAAGGAGCCUCGACGUGCUAAAAAUAGCAGCCAAAUUUACCGCAAAAAAAAAUGAUAAUAAUAAGGAAUUAAUUGGUCAUGGUUGGAGCGUCGUUGAUCCUCUGCCUGCAGAGUCAGGGCUGACUCGACGGACUGAACAACAACAACAACAACAACAGCAUUAAGAAUAUUUAACAUCUUUUAUUGCAACACAAGAAUUUAUAGCCAACCGGCUUCCCAGCCACACCCCGCCGCCCACUACCUUCAACUUACAUACGCACAUACAUACAUAACAUACAUACGUACAUACACACACACACGUAUAUAUAUAUGUGUGUGUAUAUAUAUAUAUAUAUAUAUACACACAUACAUAUAUAUAUAUAUACAUACAUACACACACACAACACAUACAUAACAUUUAUAUAUUCACACUUACCAUUCAGCCAGCCAACAAGCCUGCAAGCCAACUCCAACCCCAACCCCAUCGCCACACUCUCACUACGACCCCAAAUACAUCGCCACUACCGCCAGCAUCUUCACCACCAACAGCAACAUCAACAAACUCCAAUUUGACAAGUGAAGAAAUGGCAGUACGGUUCCGAUGUUAUGCUUUACCAUUAAUCUCUGGUAUUAUUUUACUAUGGGUGCCACUCUUGGAAGCUGCUAACAUUAGGAGUCCAUAUUGUCCUUCCCCUCCAAAAGUUGACAAUACCAUCGCACUAACCGUGCAGACAGUUCCAGUCGGAGGAUACGUCAACUACACAUGUAAAGAUAACUUCUAUGCAUUUGGGAUUACAACAGCCAUGUGUAUCAUCAAGAACCACCAAAGAACACGUUGGAUUGGUCCGGACAUGAUAUGCGAAAAAAUGUGUGGUAAACCACCCGACUCACCCAGAGCUUACCCCGUCAACUCUACUAAAGACCGUUACCCUCCAUAUAUGGUCAUAGAAUACCGUUGUAAAUAUGGUCGACUGACCCUUGGGAGUGCUACAACCGUGUGUCGCAAUGGUAAAUGGAAAGCAGCCAGCUUCUUCUGUAUGAAACAGUGUGGAAGACCUCGGAGUGUUCCAAACACUAAGCUUAUUACAUCUUAUCCCGACCAGAAACAGUUUCGAGAAAAAACCACUGUGUCAUAUAAAUGUAACGAGGGAUACCACCAGACAGGCAUCAAUUUGGCGUGGUGUUUCCGGGGCAAGUGGCGUGGACCUUACAUUAACUGUACUGUGAGUCGAGAAAAACUGAACGAGUUGUGUGGGGUACCUCCUGAAAUUGAGAAUGGAGAAGCAAGAAUACGAGACGAACCAGUUCGUCAUGUGAUUUAUUCCUGUGCUGAUGGCAUGAAGCUUACCGGAUCUGCAACUCUAAAUUGCCAAGCCAGGGGUGUCUGGGAUAAUGAACCGCCAAAGUGUUUAUUGAAAGAAAGUUUCUGUGGCAAACCUCCUUCCAUUCUGGAAGCUCGACACAAUGCUUCUUUAGUUCGACCAGCAUUUCCUCAUGGCAGUGCCCUCUUGUACAGUUGUAUUCCUGGUUAUUUCCAUGUUGGUAACACCAUAGCAAGGUGUGAUGGCACUACGGCAAGCUGGAAAGAUCUUACUAUGAAAUGUGAACCAAUGCAUUGCAGUCCUCCAGGUGAAAUUUCAGGCGGACGAAUCGAAGGAAGUAAAUACACGUACAUGUCGAAAAUAUUUUUCCACUGUGACAUUGGACACAAGUUGAUUGGCCAGAAGUUUCGAGUGUGCCAAGAAGAUGGUAACUGGGAUGGGCCAAUGUCCACUUGCCAACGUGAAGUGUGUCCCAUCUUGGAGAAACCAGAGAAUGGUGGCAAGUUUGGCAGCAAUAGAUACAAUGAUGUGACAAAGUAUGUCUGUUACACUGGCUUCAAAUUGGUUGGUGAUGUAGAACGUAGGUGUACGGAGAAUCUCACGUGGACAGGCUCACAACCGAAAUGUGUUCCAUUCCAGUGUCGAACUCUCAAACCACCAAUCAAUGGUCACGUUGCUGCAGAAUAUUCUGUGAAUAGUUUGGCAAAUUAUUCCUGCCACAUUGGUUUUGAAUUACAAGGACCGGUUUCAAGACGGUGCCGAGAAGAUGAAACAUGGACAGGAACGGAACCACAAUGUAUUGAAACUGGUUGUAAGGCACCAGAACCAUUAUGGUUGGGAACCAUAUCAGGAUCAAGUUAUAAAUCAGGAUCUAUUAUAUUUUUCAGUUGCAAUUAUGACACAACAUUUGAAGGCAAAACAGCAUCUUCAGUUUGUGUUAACAGUCAGUGGUCAACAGAAACCCCCAAAUGUUAUGCUAAAUGCACCGUUCCAGAUGUCCGAGGGCUUAACAUUUUCCAGCAAGACUUCCUGAAUUUAAUCAGGUUAAAGCCGUAUGACACCAUAAAACACAAAGCCACUGUCAAUUACCAUUGUGUACCUGGUUAUAGGCCGUCAGUGCCAAAGUUAUUGUCGUGUUACAAUGGAACUUGGACUAAGGAUAUAAAAUGUACUGAAGACAAUUCCUCACUUUGCGAGGAGCCUCUGACCCCUGUCAAUGGCCUUAUGACACUCGAGACCACACCAGACGAUCCUAACCGAAUUGAACCAGGAACUCAUGCUAUAUAUUCUUGUAAACCUGGGUAUUCUCUACAUGGGAAAAAAAGAAUAAUAUGUGGUGACAAUGGCAGAUGGGAAGGUGAUACCCCCAGGUGUAUGUUCUUCUACCCAGAUGCAAAAAAGUGUACGGACCCAGGUACACCAGAAAAUGGUCACCGAGAAAUAUCAGAUUCUUCAUUUGGUUUGAAUACAGUUGUUACAUUUUACUGCAAUCCAGGAUAUACUUUAUAUGGAAGGGAAAAGAUAACUUGUUCGUCUAAUUUUAUGUGGUUGUACCCCAAACCUAAAUGUAUCCGCUUUGCCAUGGGAUAGGGGUCACUUGUGUUUUUGUUUUCUGUUUUUCUUUUGUUUUUUACUCUCUGAAUCUUUCUUUUCUUUAAAAUGAGAAGUAAUAUUUUGUAAGAUUUCUUUUUAAAGUUUAUGUUAUGUAAUGAAAAUAAAAUGGAAAUUAUAAAUAUAUAAAUUUAUAUAUAUAUGCAUAUAAAUAUAUAUAUAUAUAUAUAUAUAUAUAUAUAUAUAUAUAUAUAUAUAUAUAUAUAUAUAUAUAUAUAUAUCCUGGAGAUACAUUGAAUGUUUAUACUCUUAAUGAUAAUAAAACAAGUUUAAUUUUAA
Octopus bimaculoides (California two-spot octopus) is the source of this 3330-nucleotide messenger RNA. Its product is annotated as sushi, von Willebrand factor type A, EGF and pentraxin domain-containing protein 1. The record is from RefSeq and is a predicted model, not a curated record. Lineage: Eukaryota; Metazoa; Mollusca; Cephalopoda; Octopoda; Octopodidae.